This is a messenger RNA of Daldinia decipiens, 1173 nucleotides long. Its product is annotated as Arginase/deacetylase. The record is from RefSeq and is a predicted model, not a curated record. NCBI's taxonomy places the organism in Eukaryota, Fungi, Ascomycota, Sordariomycetes, Xylariales, Hypoxylaceae. The transcript is spliced from 8 exons. Bases 1 to 1173 code for a protein of 390 amino acids. Gene Ontology annotation, molecular function: metal ion binding; agmatinase activity.
AUGUUGACGGCUCUCUUUGUUCUUAAUUCCCUAGCUUUUGCUGCCGCUCAUGGCACUCACGAUGACCAGAAAACUCUCUCUGGGCCGCAUCAGUCCUUGUGGUACAAUGUUCUGCCUGGGGAUGGUGGAACGCAGGCCGACUCGGUAUUCUCUGGGAUCUCUACCUUUGGGCGCUUGCCAUACCAAGCUUGCUUAGGCCACGAGGAGAUAGAUUAUGAUCUUGCAUUCAUAGGGGCACCAUUCGAUACUGGCACGUCGUACCGGCCCGGUGCUCGGUUCGGUCCCUCGGGAAUUCGUCAGGGAUCUCGACGUCUCAACCUCUACGGAGGAUACAAUGUACCCUUAGCCACAAAUCCAUUGGUCCUUGACUGUGGCGAUAUCCCAGUGACAUCUUAUGACAACACCUGGGCUCUGAAGCAAAUCGAAGAGGGCCACUACAACAUCUUAUCUCGAGCCCCAAAGACGGCUGCAGACAAGCCUGGGCCAGCUAAAAAGGGGAAAACUCUACCACGAGUCAUCACUCUUGGUGGUGACCACACCAUCACCCUCCCUUUACUCCGCUCGAUCAACCGAGCAUACGGUCCCGUAACAGUCAUCCACUUCGAUAGCCAUCUAGACACCUGGCGCCCCAAAGUCUUCGGCGGCUCCCCUUCCGAGGUCGCAAGCAUCAACCACGGAACAUACUUCUACCACGCGGCACAGGAGGGCCUGCUCGCCAACGACACUAACAUCCACGCGGGUAUCCGCACCACGCUCAGCGGGCCCAGCGACUACGAGAACGACGGGUACUGCGGCUUCGAGAUCGUCGAGGCCCGUGAGAUCGACCAAAUCGGCGCCGAAGGCAUCAUCAAGAAGAUCGUGGAGCGCGUCGGCACGACCAACCCCGUCUACUUGUCCCUCGACAUCGAUACCUUGGACCCGGCCUUUGCGCCGGCUACGGGGACUCCGGAGACGGGUGGCUGGAGCACUAGGGAGCUGCGCACGAUUUUGAGGGGCUUGGAGCAUGUUAAUCUGAUUGGCGCGGAUAUCGUCGAGGUUGCCCCUGCUUAUGACACGAAUGCCGAGCACACCACGAUGGCGGCAGCCGAUGCUUUAUACGAAAUCAUGAGCAUCAUGUUAAAAAAGGGGCCGUUGAGCAACAUGGUCUCUGCCGGUUCUGAGGAAGAGCUAUGA